GAGUCAGGAUGCGCUUUUUAUUUCUCUCAGUUUUUGCAUUAUUUUUAUUAUUUUACUGCACUUCUGCUCACAACAGCGGCGUUAGGAAAACCAAAAUGCACUUCUCAACGGGUCCACUUCUGAAAUUCCAAAUUUGUAUCUCCUGAGGAUACAAGCGGGUGUUUGAGGAGUACACGCAGGUCUUGUCCCAGCGGUACCCAGACAUCCGCAUUGAGGCAGAGAACUACCUUCCUCUGCCAAUUUACAGGCAUAUCGCUUCCUUUCUUUCCAUUUUUAAACUCCUGCUGAUCGGUGUGGUCAUUGUGGGAAAAGACCCAUUUGCGCCGUUUGGCAUGGAGCCGCCACAUUUUUGGACUUGGAGUCAAGAGAAUAAGAUAUUCGCCUGCAUGAUGGUGUUCUUCUUCAGCAAUAUGAUUGAAAAUCAGUGCAUGUCUACAGGAGCUUUUGAGAUAACGUUUAAUGAUGUUCCAGUCUGGUCCAAGCUGGAGUCGGGCCACCUGCCUUCCAUUGAGCAACUGAUGCAGAUCCUGGAGAAUGAAAUAAAGAUGAACAUGCCCAUGAGCAAACAUCCACAGUUUCACUCCUAACCUGGAACUCCACACCUUUCCACUGUCUGUGCCCUUAAGCAUGUAGUGAAAAGCAUGUAGUGCUUCAUGCUUUCAUCUGACCUGUGGUUGGAUAGGUGCUCUAGCUGAGCAAAGUUACUUUCGAAACAAGUUAACAGUAAGCUGGGUGUACAAAAUUCAUAUAGAAAAUAAUAUUUAAUUAAAUAAACCUGUCAACCAUAAUGAACACCUUUGGGAUGAAUUAUAAUGUUGAUUCUAAAUGUGUUUCAGUUUGCAGCCUCACUGUUUUAGCUUUAUUGUGUUUAUAUCAUUGACAGGGGCCUUUAGCUUAGCCUGCUAACUGAAAAUUGUAAAUAACAUUUACAUACACUAAUCAAUAUUAUGUAUCAAAGUAUUUGUAAUCAGCUUGGGUUAUGUUUUAAAUCUCAGAUUGUCCACUGCAGUAGUAAUUGCCUCUGGCUUUUCGAUUCACCUGUGGAUUGAUGUAAAGCACCACCCAUCAAAGGUAAACAUAGUAGAGCAGUUAGUUGUAGACUUGUAGGUCGUUAAAUGUUCAACAAAUUUUAACCUCGUGGCACAUGAUUGGUCCAAUGGCUCUAGUGGAGCCAACCACUGUGAAUCAAGUCAUCUCUGAUUUGCAGACAAUUCUGAAUCCCGAUGUGACAAGCACAGGCUUAAUUAAAAAAAAAAAGUAUAACUAAUGUGUACAUGCAUGUUCCCCGACUGCAACCAUUGUUCUCAGGCAGUCAUGAGAUGACAUUUAUGAAGGUUUGCGCUGAAAGUAGCCAUACUGGCGCAGGCCGGAUGCCCUGUUCACUCGCCGCUGCCAUGAUUUCAAGGUGCCUUGCUAACAAAACCUGGUUCCUUCUACAAGUGAAGUCCACAAUGUGUGCAAUAUCAGUUCAGGGUUCAUAAUAACACAAUGUUCACUUAUAGAGAUCAUUUUUGAUAGUUUAGCCUAAUCAGAGGCAUUUUACAGUAGUGUAAUUUAUUUUGCUGUACUCUUUUUGUAGUUUCUUUUACAAAUAUAAAAUACAUUCUUACAAAAA
Molecule: messenger RNA, 1615 nt
Organism: Trichomycterus rosablanca
Lineage: Eukaryota; Metazoa; Chordata; Actinopteri; Siluriformes; Trichomycteridae
Gene: selenot1a
Product: selenoprotein T, 1a
Exons: 5
Biological process (GO): cell redox homeostasis
Cellular component (GO): endoplasmic reticulum membrane
Molecular function (GO): thioredoxin-disulfide reductase (NADPH) activity
Source: RefSeq, a predicted model, not a curated record